AUGUUGUACCUCAAGAUCAUAGCCAUACCGUGUUUCGUCCUGUCGAACCAUGUAUUUCGGGCGAGUGCGGUACCAAUGGAUUUGAACGUCCAUCCAGAUCACUUACCGUACAUACUGAACUCGAGAACCAAUCACAACAAAUCGCGCUGUUGGGGCUACGAAAGUGACUGUGAUAUAGAGCACCGCUAUUUGGAUCCCGUGUGUCCAGGUCCUGAAACUAGCUGGGCACCGACCAAACGGGAUCAAAUUGACACGUUCUAUGAUCAAGGAGAUUUUGGCUAUGUAAAACAACAACGAGAAGAAAUCACACACAUGUGUGAGCCAAUAAAUAAAGACGAUUCAUCAUUGGAAUGCACAAACCAUUUGAAGUUUUGUCGUGGACAUAAUAUUAUGAUAAAUUUUGAAAAUAUAUUGAACAAAAACCACCCGAUACGAUAUCAAAUGGAUGUACUAAGUAGUGGUCAAAUUGGUGGGAAAUGCAAGUUUCAUAAAGAAAAAUUGGAUGCUCAGUGUGAUCAUCUGAGUCCAUUACAGUCUUGGAGUCCCGAAUUAAGAUUUUUCACACCAAUUGAUGAUUAUCCCGGAAAAUGUGAUUUAAUUAUAACUGAACCUACAGUCAUCAUGAAAAUAGACGCAACUGUGAAUAUGUACCAUCAUUUUUGUGAUUUUUUGAAUUUAUAUGCGUCUCAGCAUGUGAAUGGCUCAGGAGCUAGUAUGUUUUCAAAAGACAUACACAUAUUAGUCUGGGAGUCAUUUGCCUAUGAAUCUGCAUUUAGUGAUACCUUUCAAGCGUUUACAAAGCAUCCAGUAUGGAAUUUAAAUACUUUCAGAGGAAAAGUUGUUUGUUUUAAUGAUAUUAUCCUACCAUUACUACCAAGAAUGAUUUUUGGGCUGUAUUACAAUACUCCUUUGAUUGAUGGAUGUGAAAACAGUGGAUUGUUCAAAGCGUUUUCCCAACAUGUGUUACAUCGUUUGAAUAUCAAUCAAAAACCAAAUGGAAAUGAAAAAAUAAGGAUAACAUUUUUGUCUAGAAAUACAAAAUAUAGAAAUGUAUUGAAUGAGAAUGAAUUAAUAACUGCUUUAAAAAAUCAUUCUCAGUAUGAAGUAAAAAAGGUUGUUUAUAGUGGCAACUUCUUAACUUUUAAAGAACAAGUACAUAUAACAUAUAACACCGAUAUAUUUAUUGGAAUGCACGGCGCUGGGUUAACACAUCUUUUAUUUUUACCCGAAUGGGCAGUGUUAUUUGAACUAUAUAAUUGUGAGGAUGAACAUUGUUACAAAGAUUUGGCUCGUUUGAGAGGUGUUAAGUACAUAACAUGGCGAGAUAUAAAUAAGUUUACUGUGCAAGAUAAGGGCCAACAUCCAGACCAGGGUGCACAUGCCAAGUUUACUAAUUAUUCAUUUGAUAAAGAUGAAUUCCUAAGUCUAGUGGAUGAAGCCGCUACACAUGUAAAAAAAUAUAAACAUGGUUAUAGUCCUAAAUUACAUGACGAACUUUAA
Molecule: messenger RNA, 1500 nt
Organism: Macrosiphum euphorbiae (potato aphid)
Lineage: Eukaryota; Metazoa; Arthropoda; Insecta; Hemiptera; Aphididae
Source: the annotation of a GenBank genome assembly